AUGUCAUCUGUAGCGCCCUCCAGAUCCCUUCAGGCCUCCGCCUUAACCUUCUUGAUCCUGUCCAUUGGACACACGGUUCAAGGCACACAGUGGACGGCCGAAAAGUCUUUCAAGAACAUUAAGGGCUCCAAGCCAUGGACCUGCGGCACUCUGGGCUGGUAUCAGGGAGGCGCGUUUCUUCUCAUGACUAGUAUUAUCCACUACCAGUGGUCCAAUAACCCCGCAGCUCUCAACGACCCGCUCAACAAGGCCAUUGCCGGCAUUGUCAAUGCUAUUCUCUGGGCUAGCUCGGCCUGGUACGCCAAGAUGGGUGUUAAAGAUAAUUGCGUGGCGGUGGGCCUCUCUGCAGCCCUGCAGGCAUACUCUGUCUUCCUGUAA
Molecule: messenger RNA, 378 nt
Organism: Penicillium macrosclerotiorum
Lineage: Eukaryota; Fungi; Ascomycota; Eurotiomycetes; Eurotiales; Aspergillaceae
Exons: 4
Coding region: 1-378 (125 amino acids)
Source: RefSeq, a predicted model, not a curated record